This is a messenger RNA of Penaeus monodon (black tiger shrimp), 2998 nucleotides long. Its product is annotated as tetratricopeptide repeat protein 39C-like. Gene Ontology annotation, biological process: cilium assembly. The transcript is spliced from 7 exons. Bases 91 to 1197 code for a protein of 368 amino acids. The record is from RefSeq and is a predicted model, not a curated record. Gene Ontology annotation, molecular function: protein binding. Lineage: Eukaryota; Metazoa; Arthropoda; Malacostraca; Decapoda; Penaeidae.
ACAUACACAUGCACACAUGCAUGCACCUAGCCACAACAUCGACUCUAACACAAACUCUGAUUUUAUCCCAGUAAACAGUUACCUCCGGACAUGGUGAUGAGGCUGAUGGCGUCGGUGAGCUUUGGCUACGGGCUCUUCCAGCUGUGCAUGUCCCUUCUUCCGCCCUCCCUCCUCCGCCUCGUGAACGUGCUCGGGCUGCAAGGGGACAGGAUGGCCGGGCUGUCGGCACUCAUGUUUACGCGCAAGUCCAGUGACAUGAGAGCUCCUUUGGCUACUCUGACUCUUUUGUGGUACCAUACUAUUGUCCGGCCAUUCUUCGCCCUCGACGGAAGCAAAGUCCGUGCAGGUGUGGAAGCUGCGCACCUUCUGUUGCAGGAAGCCCAGCAAAACUAUGCCCACUCUGCUCUGUUCCUCUUCUUCAGAGGGAGAGUCCACAGACUGCAGGGUGACAUCACAGGUGCGCUGGUGUCCUAUAGAGGAGCUUUACAAGCCUCUCCGCAAAGGGAAUUGCAGCUCCUUGCCCUGCAUGAGGUGGCAUGGUGCCAUCUGCUUCAACUGAACUGGAAUCAUGCCCAAGGUGCCUUCGCAAAUCUUAAAAAGGAGUCUAGAUGGUCGAAAAGCUUCUACGCCUAUAUCUCUGCCGUAUGUCUUGGAGCAUCGGGACGACAAGAAGACUGCGUAAAAGACAUGAUGGAAGUACCGGCGCUGGUCAGACGUUCCAACCAUGCCUUAGAAACAUUCCUCUUGCGUCGGGCACUCAGAUCCAAAAGUGAUGUUGUGACUAAGAACUACUGCCUUCUCCGUGCCUACGAACUUCUAUAUCUUUGGAACGCAUUGGCAUCUUGUUCUGUGCAACAUCGCAUGCACAUGGUCGAAGAGUGCCAAGCCAUGGGACAGUGCGGGGAGACUGAGGGUCUGCGUCAUCUCAUCAUGGCUGCAGUCUUAGAUACUCUGGGCUCAACAGAUGAUGCUGUUGAGCAUUUUCGACUCAGCAUCCAGCAUGGCCUCUUGAACCCAGAGGAGCUCUGUAUUCCUGCCUUUGCCUCCUAUGAACUAGGUCUCCUUCUGGCAGCUGAUGAAGAGACGCUAGAUGCAGGGAAAAAAUAUCUUGAGGAAGCCCGAGACAACUACCACAGCUACGACUUUGAGAACCGCCUUAACGUCAGAAUCCACGCUGCACUGAAGAACUUACCGUAACCUACCAUGACUUACUGUAUCCCAGAGUCGGUUGUUGGUUGUUGUCAUCACAUUGGUUGUCCAGUCAAAUGAAUUUCUAUGGUUAUUUAAUUAUUUUCUUACUAGACCAUAGCUGCAUUUUGUAUUUAAUGACAUGCUCAAUAAGUGUUUGGGAAAUGCAUUUGCACGUGCUGUGAACGAUCUCAGUCGCUAUUACCAAAAAUAUGUGUUUGUACUGUAUACUCUGAUUAACGAGCUCAGAUUUCUAUAUUUGUUUAAAAUUCACUGAUGACUAAAGUUUUCUUGAUGGAGAAUCACAUAUGUAAAACAAGUUGGUACUGCAUGAAUAACUGAGUUUUCAUGGUUUAUUCUCUUGAAUUUUAACUCAGUGCUGAUUGUGUGUUUAUUUUAUAAAUUGGCUUUACACAUAGAUGACUCUUCAAGUAGUUAGUGAUGAAGAAGUCAGUUGUUAUAAAUACAAUCAUCUGUUUACCCUUUUCCCUGAUUACUGGAAAUAUAUUGUUUUAUCUGCUAUUGCUAUUAGCAAUGUGGAUACUGUUAUGGUGAUUAUAAUAUCUGUAAUUAUGAUAAUAGCAUUAAUUUUGAAUAGCAUUAAUAGAAAAAAAAUCCUGAAAAAUUAAGAAAAGGUGAAAUCAGGUGGUCACAACAUCUGCUAAUUGACUCCUCAGUGGCUACGCACUUGCAGAGUCAUCUGUGUGCAGAGAUGUGUGUGUGUGUGUGUGUGUGUGUGUGUGUGUGUGUGUGUGUGUGUGUGUGUGUGUGUGUGUGUGUGUGUGUGUGUGUGUGUGUGUGUGUGUGUGUGCCAUACAUAUAUGGGUAUAAAUAUGCUUAUAUGCACAUAUAUGUCCAUGGGCAGAAAGAUGUAAAUAUUAAAUCACUAUAUGUAAAUGUGAUUAGCCUCAUGCUUGUUGGAUCUCAUCAUAAUUAUGCAAGGGAAACAUAAGUAUAUAGAUACAAAUAAUGUCCUAAUUAACAUAAGAUUGAAUGAUAGUGUUCCUAUCAAUAUAUGCAGACUGGAUUACUGAACAGGCUCAUCUGGACAAAUUGGCGAUGAACAUAUAAAUGAAAACGGUUAAUCUUGCAGUCUUGAUUUCUCGAUUACUCACAAAGAAUGAAUUCCAGGUCGUAACGCUUUUCCAGAAUCUCGGAAGUUUGGAAAAUAUGAGGUAUUUAUAUAAUAUUCAUUAUUUAUGUAGAUAUGUAUAUGUAUAUUUUUUAGAAGGAUGGAUCUGUAGGAAGAUUUUGGAUAUUCCGUAUUGUGUGUAUUUAGAUAUUUUAUAUUUCUGUAAGGUCAAGUGUUAAGCUCUGAUGUUAAUUUAUUAUACUGUAAUUUAUUAACUCAACCUAUCUAUUUUUUCCAGAGUGUAUUCUUAGCUUUAAAACAAAAGGAAAUUUAUAUUACUUUACCAAAGGGAGUAAAUGGUUAAUAGUCAUUUAAAUUAAGCAAUGACUCUACCUCACAUUGAUUUACCUAGCAUUAUAUAAAAAGAAAAAAAAAAAUGCAAGCAUGUGUUAGGCAUAUAAACAGAAAAACUCUUUUAUUAACUAAUAUGAACUAAAAUGUUGGUAGAGUUCUAGAUUAUCUGUUGGAAAUUUGCCCGAAUACAUAGAAAAUGGAAAGAUAAGACUUGUAUUUAGGGUGUACUUCUUUAUUUGCAUUUAGUGUUGGGUCCUCUUCGGAUAUGGUAGGUGCAAGGCAGAGUGCCUGUCCUUGUGCUCUUGCUUGUGCGAUAUCAGUUUGCGUGAUCAUAAUUUUUGGGUUCAGGGUUAUCGAAGAAUGUAAAUGGGUUAUGAGUUAUUU